AUGCUCUUUCUCCCUCUCUACUCGAAUGCUCUUUCUCCCUCUCUACUCGAAUGCUCUUUCUCCCUCUCUACUCGAAUGCUCUUUCUCCCUCUCUACUCGAAUGCUCUUUCUCCCUCUCUACUCGAAUGCUCUUUCUCCCUCUCUACUCGAAUGCUCUUUCUCCCUCUCUACUCGAAUGCUCUUUCUCCCUCUCUACUCGAAUGCUCUUUCUCCCUCUCUACUCGAAUGCUCUUUCUACCUCUCUACUCGAAUGCUCUUUCUCCCUCUCUACUCGAAUGCUCUUUCUCCCUCUCUACUCGAAUGCUCUUUCUCCCUCUCUACUCGAAUGCUCUCUCUCUCCCUCUCCGUGCCAUACUCGUGCCACCCUUGACGUUUUUUUAUUCGAAAGAGGUGACUUUUGUGUCGACUCAAAAGUCACCUCUCUGCUCGAAUGCUCUCACUGCCCUCUCUGCUCGCUCACUGCCCUCUCUGCUCGCUCACUGCCCUCUCUGCUCGCUCACUGCCCUCUCUGCUCGCUCACUGCCCUCUCUGCUCUAUCCCCAGGCGGCUGGGUGGGGUGGCUGGGUGGGGUACACGUCAUACGACUCGGUGCGCUAUGUGGAGUCCAAGAAGCUUCCUUUCUCCUCUGCACCAAUGGACGAUCGCCACCUGCCAGACGUGCACCUGAGCCUGUACAACGACGUGGUGGUGUUCGACCACGUCACCAAGAUAGUGCACGUGGUGUGCUGGGUGCAUGUAGACGACUAUCCCUCCGCCUCUGACGCAUUCUCGUCGGGCCUCUCCCGCCUCUCCACGCUCGUUGACUGCCUGCAGCCCGCUUCAGCCCCUGUACUGCCGGCAGGUUCGGUGAAUCUGGACACGAGGCAGCAGGGCCCGCCCGCACAGUCCACGAUGACGCGGGAGCAGUUUGAAGCAGCGGUGCUGGAGUCUAAGGAGCACAUCCUGGCGGGAGACAUCUUCCAGAUCGUGCUCAGCCAGCGGUUUGAACGGAGGACUUUUGCGGAUCCGUUCGAGGUGUACCGGGCUCUGAGGAUCGUCAAUCCCAGCCCCUACUUAGCCUAUCUGCAGGCACGUGGCUCCAUUCUAGUGGCUUCAAGUCCCGAAAUCCUCUGCCGAAUCUCAGGCUCGACUGUGGUGAAUCGGCCUCUAGCGGGGACGAGGAGGAGGGGGCAGACGGCAGAGGAGGACUUGGCUCUGGAAGAGGAUCUCCUGGCGGAUGAGAAGGAGGUGGCCGAGCACGUCAUGCUCGUGGACCUGGGGAGAAACGACGUGGGGAAGGUGUCGGUGGCGGGCUCAGUGGUGGUGGAGAAGCUCAUGGAGGUGGAGCGCUACUCGCAUGUCAUGCACAUCAGCAGCACGGUCACGGGGCAGCUUCUCCCGCACCUCACCUGCUGGGACGCCCUGCGUGCCGCCCUCCCUGUCGGCACCGUCAGCGGCGCGCCUAAGGUGCGAGCCAUGGAGCUAAUCGAUGAGUUGGAGGUGACUCGUCGGGGUCCCUACGCGGGGGGCAUCGGGUACGUGUCGUUCGCCGGCAACAUGGACUUUGCCCUCGCCCUCCGCACCAUGGCGGGGGCGGGCGUGGUGGCGGACAGUGUGCCGGCAGCGGAGUGGCAGGAGACGGUCAACAAGGCUGCUGCUCUUGGCCGCGCCAUCGACCUCGCUGAGUCCGCCUUUGUACACGCUGACAGGGAGUAA
This is a messenger RNA of Closterium sp. Naga37s-1, 1695 nucleotides long. NCBI's taxonomy places the organism in Eukaryota, Viridiplantae, Streptophyta, Zygnematophyceae, Desmidiales, Closteriaceae. The record is from the annotation of a GenBank genome assembly.